Molecule: messenger RNA, 1148 nt
Organism: Periconia digitata
Lineage: Eukaryota; Fungi; Ascomycota; Dothideomycetes; Pleosporales; Periconiaceae
Source: the annotation of a GenBank genome assembly
CUUCAUCUGCUGAAAGGCUUGCGCCCCACAAUGUGAAUCCACGGAUCCGCGGUUCCCUGUGGCUCAGCGGCGCGUGGCGCCCCUGGCAUCCAGCAGGUGCAUACAUAUGUACUCCGCAUCGAUGAUGGAGAUCCAACAGAACCGGCGGUAAAGUGUCAUGACAUGAGUGUCCAUGAGCAUGAUUAGCCAGGCAUAGGCUCUGCUUUCUUAACCAUUUCGCCUUCUCUAUGGUGAUUUGGCUUAGUACCAUGCAUCCAGAUUCUAUCGCACGAGAACCGCACUGCACUAAAAUUUAGGUCCCGACGUAGGUACGUUCGAGAUUGAAAAGUAAGCUUUACCGGAGGAGAAUAUCGGAGCGUUUUUUGGGCUACGAUGAGACAUGCAUGUGGACAAGCACUCGCACAUGGGCACAUGAGACACACUUAGGAGUCAAGACCCUCUAUCGGUACCGGCGUCGCGGAUCUUUUACUGGACAGGAGGAUAGUGUUUUCUAUUAUUAUUUCCAUCUUGGAUUCGUUUUCUCCAUAUCCACUAUCAAAGAGACUUCGCAACAGAAGAGCGCGUCACAUGCUAUCAAGCUGCCCCAUCGCACUUUCACUCAGCAUCAUAAUGUCAGCGAAACCUGUCGCAUUCAACAACGUGUACCGUCUGGGGUCUGCAUAAGAACCGCCUCGCUUCCGAAAUUGUGCUGGGCUGUUCACCGCGAUGCCCUUAUACCGGCAAUUUGCAUCCGAGAGGACCAUUACGAUUGGAAGUACCUCGCGUACGCAGGAGAGGUCGUCCUCCAAAGUUGAGGUUUAUCGCUGGCGGGAAUCAACACUACACCUUGACCAUCGCGAUGUCAAAUUGCUGUAAGACGCCCAUACCAACGAAGUACCCGGUGUACUAUUGACCCCAAAAGAUUAAGUUCCAGAAUCUGGCUGCACUAGUUCAAUGUCGCCGACCAGAGUUUUAGAAACCUCACACUCAACAUUGAUAUUUUUCCAGAGGAUUUACUUGGCUCAUUCAACCAGAACAAACUCCUAGGUUGUUGAUCAAACCACAGUGGUAUCGUACUUCUGUCGUACCAGAUCUUAGAAAUCGCCGUAGAUUAAAGUCCAUUGCACUAAGCGUAACUAAGCGUAACAAUGAUUCAUCGCAUUUCUUAA